Molecule: messenger RNA, 8341 nt
Organism: Ctenopharyngodon idella (grass carp)
Lineage: Eukaryota; Metazoa; Chordata; Actinopteri; Cypriniformes; Xenocyprididae
Gene: b3gntl1
Product: UDP-GlcNAc:betaGal beta-1,3-N-acetylglucosaminyltransferase-like 1
Exons: 7
Coding region: 4298-4849 (183 amino acids)
Source: RefSeq, a predicted model, not a curated record
UAUACAAACUGUAUAUUCUGUCCCCCUACACUAUCCCUAAACCUACCCAUCACAGGAAACUGUCUGCAUUUUUUUUUAAUUUAAAAAAAAACACACUUUAGUUUGUUUUUUAAGCCAUUUGGUUUACGAGGACACAUGAAGUGUCCUCAUAAACCUUGUACACAAGAACACACACACACUCACAUACACAUCAGAGAGAUUAAAGUUGGCACGAAGAGCAAAUUCACUCUCUUUCGCUCUCUUUUAUAAAUGCAUCUUAUUGUGCACGUUUCAUUAAUCCAAAUAUCAUAAGUGGAUCUUCCAGUUAAAUUGCAGACUCUUUGGCCACAUUUACACUGCAGGUCUUGAUGCUCAAUUACGAUUUGUAAUCGUAUUUUUUUUUUUUUGACAACCAGCUUACAUCGUCUUUUAAAAGUGACCCAUAUCCAAAAUCUCCAUUUACACUAUACAAAACAACCCAAGGUAGACGUACUGAAAAAAAAAAGCUUAGGCCAAAAAGGAAGUAAAAAAACUGCAUGAUUUGCAGUAGACACAGACAAGAUGAUAAAACAAGCUUCUACUUUCCACACCAUCUUUAAAGGUCAGAAAACAUUAAAAUUUCCUGAUAAUUUACUCACCCACAUGUCAUCCCAGAUGUUCAUGUCUUUCUUUCUUCAGUUGAAAAGAAAUUAAGGUUUUUGAGGAAAACAUUCCAGGAUUUUCUCCAUAUAGUGGACUUCAAUGGGGUUCAAUGGGUUGAAGGUCCAAAUGUCAGUUUCAGUGCAGCUUCAAAGGGCUCUACACGAUCCCAGACGAGGAAAAAGGGUCUUAUCUAGCGAAACGAUCUUCUAAAAAAAAAAAAAAAAAAAAAAAAAUUAUAUACUUGUUAACCACAAAAUUUCCUCUGCGAUGUGCCACGCAUGACAUGAUCAUUUUGGAAAGGUCACACGUGACGUAGCCGGUGAAGUGGGAGAAGAUUAGAGUAAAUGUUAUAGUUACCUACACAAUGUGUAUCUGAUAUGAAUAAAGCACCUUGUCAAUUUAUAAUUGAAUGGAUUGUUAUUGCCGCUUCCAUAGACAUCAUUGUGUAUUUUACAAACUCUAAAUGUAUUGUUUUACUAGUAAUUAUGUGUGUUUAAAUGUCUGAAACCUAAAAUAAACCUCAUGUGGUUGAAAUCACUGAAUAGUGGUCAUAUAUCUCAAGUGCUGAGAGCGUGCGUCUCUGGUUCAGCGCCAGCAAACUCGCUAAAGCACAUUUAAUUUUUAGCAGUUGAUCACGUGAUGCACUGAACGUUCUAAUCACACCGGUGUCAUCGUACACAGGGUUAAAACUUCUUGUCAAGACAACUAUAGAAUGAUUAGCAUUUAGCAAUGGAGCAGCUACAAUCCUUGUUUUUUCAUUGCCAUGUUUGAUUUUCAAAAAUAACGUCAUGGCAUGAACAUUGUUUGAAAUGAAAAGUGUAGAUAACAAUGAAAACAUUGGUGCUGUCCUGUUCCGGUCUCCAUAGGAACACAUUGUUAAAAUGUGGUCAAAAGAGCGACUGAAUUAAUUAAACAGAAACUUUCUGAACGUUACUUCGUCAGUACCAUCAGUGUCGACUCCGGUUUGAACAAUGUAAGGCUGAACACCGUUACUGACAAUCCUCAUUUUGGCUGCGUGAGAUAGUGCACUUUAUUAGGGAAGUAAAGAGGGUUGAUCUGGAUUUGAAGAAUGAGUGUGUGCGUGUGUGUGUCUGUCUCUUUUAUGACAGUCUGUUUGAUCUCUCUCAGCGUGUGUGUCGGCAGGAUGUGUGUGUAGGUGUGUGACAGGAAAGGCGAGGCGUGUUGUGUUUUGAGGGGUCGCGUGCCUCGCGGUCAGUAGGUCGCCACAGAAACAGGAUGUGUACCUGAAGACAGAUAUUUCCACGGAAACGGUAAGCGUAGCGCAUCCACACGCGCUGGCGGGAAACGGAUCCCGAGGGUCGUGAGGUCAGAGUGAUGCGUGGAACGUUCCAGACGCCCAAAUCAUCCAAAAACACUCACAUUGUUAACCAAGAGAGAGAGAGUUAUGAGUGGUGUUUUCUAAGGCCACUUCAAAUUCUAGUAAGCCCCUAGCAACACCCUAGCAACCCCUCACAACAGUAACCAUCCUUAAAAUCAUUACAACUGCCUAGCAGCGCUCUAGCACUGGGCACACAUCAUGUCAGUAAACACUCCUUUAAUGUGUUUCCUGAUGGAUUUCUGCUCUGAUUUUCUCCUCCAUAUGUUCUUGUUCAUUGAGAAGGGAGUUGUGUUUCUCUUGGGUGUGUUUGUGCAUUCCAGCCGAGGUUAUCCAGUGAAACACACACACACAUCCAGUGGGCAACAUCUCUGAGCCAUUACGACACACUCGACCAGCUCAGUGUCAGUCUGAACACACACACUCACACACACACACGUGACCUUUGAGGCUGGAUUAGUGAGAUCAACAGGUUUUAGUAAGAAUAUUUGUACCUUGUGAUGUGAUUUUAGGCUUCACUGACAGCGAAGCAAGUACACACUGAUCUCGGCGCUCUGCUUAGUUUCUUUGCUCUGUGAAAUAUCACUGAUUUCAUCCCUUUUGCCAUCUUUGAAAUAUUCCUCUCUUUCCUCACUCCAGCAUUUUCAAACAGAACGACAGUGAGGGAGUGUGUGUGUGUGUGUGUGUGUGUGUGUGUGUCUCGCCCUGAUCUUUAACUCUCAGACGAGCACAAGCAGCCAAAGUAAACUCAUUAGAGUAGUGUGUGUGAUUAGAGAGUGUUGAGAACAUGUUAAUGCUUUUUAUCUUAACCAGACGCUGAUGUGUGACGGGAUUCGGUCUGAUUUGUCCAUCUAAACUGGAAGCAAAAAUGCUGAAUAACAUAAUCCCAUCAUUAAUGUUUAAUACACAUGUUUAUUUUACUUAUUUAUUUCAAAAAGGGACAGUGUACAUUAAUCAACAUUCAUGAGGGUAAAUGUACCCAAAUCAGCCUGAAGGCUAGUUUUCAUUAAGUAGUCCCUUUGCCAGAUGUUAUUAGGCCUAAAAACUAGAGAAAAGAAACAAAAUAGAAAAAAAUAACAACAUGAUACAAUCAAAAAUUAUAAACAGCCUUUUAGAAAAGAACAUACGAACUGUUUUUGACACGUUUAAUUUCAGAUAACACUGAUUGAGCCACGAUGUGACUUUUGCCAUAACAUCUGUUAACUUAUUUGCAACCUCUUCUGCAUUUUUACCAUGUGUGAAAAUGACUGUAUCGUCUUGCAUACAUUAUGAUAUUACAUUGUUGACACACCAAUCAUUAAUAUACAUGCUAAAGAGAACUGGGCCCAAUAUGGAGCCUUGUGGAACACCAGUUGAUUGUGGAGCAGGAUUUUGCACCAGUGAGAUAUAAGGGACAGUUCACCCAAAAAAAAUAGCAUUUGAAGAAUGUUGGAAAUCAAUCAGUUGACUUCCAUAGUAGGAAAAAAAUGUGGAAAAAUAAUAUGUCUACCGUCAACUGUCUGGUUGCCAACAUUCUUCAAAUGAACUUUUUUGGUGUUCGACAGAAGAAAGAAACUCAUUUGGGUUUAGAACAAAUUAAGGGUGAGUAAAUGAUCACAGAAUUUUCAUUUGUGGGUGAUCUAACCCUUUAAUAGAGACCAAACGAUUGAUUUUUAUCUUUUUGUUGUUGUUUUAUCAUGUUGUGCUGUGUUUGUUUGUUUUCAAUAGUGUGUCUGCAUCAACAUUUGUGUUGUUCACUUGGUUUCAGUUUUAUAUACAGUGGGCUGUAGCUCCGCCCACAGUGAAAUCUCAUUGGUCUAAAAACACUCUCCACAUAACUGUAUAUUAAACAUAAAACAUGCUCUGAUUGGCUCUGAUUGUAAAAUUACCUUUUAAAGGAUUUAAUGGGGACCUAUUGUGCCCCUUUCACAACAUGUAAUAUAAGUCUCUGGUGUCUCCAGAAUGUGUCUGUGAAGCUUCAGCUCAAAAUACCCCACAGAUCAUUUAUUAUACCAUGUUGUAAAUGCCCAUUUUUAGUGCGUGCAAAAGCAUGCUGUUUUUGUGUAUGUGCCUUUAAAUGCAAAUGAGCUGCUGCUCUCCGCCCCCCUUUCCAGAAGAGGGCAGAGCCUGUACCGCUUAUGCCCUGGAUACUGUGCCCUUUAUAACUAACAAAACAUCUGCUUGGUGUUCAUUAUCAUCUAUAUCGCUGCCACGCUCUUCAUCUUGAAAGUCUGCAUGCGUUUUGAAGCUAAAUCAGUCUAAAUUUAUCAUUUUCUGAGCGACACACCUGAAGCACGCGCACAGAAAGCUGACUGUCAGACGGCGCAUCCUGUGUACACCUCUCACGGGCCGACGGUCAUCAUGCCCACCUGGUUCUGCUCCCGCGACUGGUUCCAGACAGUCGGUCGGUUUGACGAGGGAGGAAAGGGCGUUCCUGAGGAUCUGCUCUUCUUCUACCAGAGUCUUCGUCGCGGGGGGACUGUGGUCCGAGUGGACGAGUGUUUGCUGGUUUAUCGAUAUCAUGAACAUGCGGCAACACAUUCUGUGCUGGAAGACACUAUCUGGGAUCUCCGCGUGGACUUCCUGCAGGAGCGAGUGCUCAGCCAAUGGGAAUCGUUCACUAUAUGGAACGCUGGAAAACAGGGACGGAAACUGUACCGCAGCUUGAGUCUUACCAAUCAGAAGAAGGUGAAAGCGUUCUGUGAUGUGGAUGAAAACAAAAUUCAGAAGGGCUUUUACACAUACGAGGAGUCAAAGGAGCGGCCGAAGCCCAAGAUUCCCAUCCUGCACUUUAGAAAUGCAUCGCCGCCAUUUAUCGUGUGUGUGAAGCUGGAUAUGACACAUGGAGUCCUGGAGGAAAACCUGCUGUCGCUGCAGCUGAAAGAGGGAAUCCAUUACUACCAUUUCAACUGAACACGGUGUGUGUCCGGCAGGUUUGGGCUGCGCUAGGAGAUCAAAAUAUCCUACAGGGACAGUCAAACCUCAGGUACUGUGGGACCUGCAAACAAGUAACGGACUAAUAAAGCGACUGAAUAAUGUCUUAAUUAAGAUCUAAGAAUGCAAAACCUUUUCUGUAAAGUUAGAGGCUGGAAAACAUCAUUAGCUCAGUGUGAAACUACCGAAGUUCAUCAGGACAAACUUGAUAAAUCCUUAUCUGAAUGUUUAAAAUAUAGUUUAAAGUUUGAUGGUUAUAUAGAUGCAGUAAGAAAAACAGGCAGCACUCAUGUUGAUAGCAUUGUUAUAGCAUGUUGCUAACAUAUUGUUGACUAACAUGAUAUAGGUUGUAUCAUGUUGGUAAUAAUAUACAUGCUAACGUGUUAUAGCACAUUGCUAGCAUGUUUUAACACGUCAAUAACGUAAUGCAUGUUCAAACACAUUACAGCUACUAGAGCCUGCAGUCUUUAGCCUCCUUGUUAACGCGCCCGCCUCCCACGGCAGAGACCCGGGUUCGAGGCUUGUGCAGAACAUGGCGAAUAGGACCAGAGAGGGGUUACAUUGGUGCCGUGUCCCAGAUGGGCCAGCUAGUAGGAGCUGUGCAUGUAAACUUCAUUUCCCUGGCCUCAAGAGGCGCAUUAGCGGCUGAUGCUAGAGGCUGCAGUCUUUAGCCUCCUUGUUAGUGCGUCCGACUCCCACGCCGGAGACCUGAGUUCGAGGCCUGCGCAGAGUGUUUUUGUAAUGUUUCAAGCAUGUUCAAACACAUUACUAGCAUAUUUUAACACAAUGCUAGUGUUUCUAACAUUUUUAAGCAUGAUUUUAUCAUGAUUUAGUAUGUUGUUAGCAUGUUUCUAGCAUGUUUUAACUUGUUAGCUUAUUGCUAGCUUGUUUUAACAAAUCGAUAACGUAAUUCUGCAUGUUUUGAACAUGUUCAAACUCAUUACUAGCAUAUUUUAGCACAAUGCUAGUGUUUAUAGCAUGUUUAAGCAUGAUUCUAUCAUGAUUUAGUCUGUUGUUAGCAUGCUUCUAACGUGUUUUAACACAUUGCUAGCCUGUUUUAACAAAUCGAUAAUGAAAUUGCAUGCAUGUUUUUAGCAUGUUCAAACUCAGUACAAGCAUAUUGUAACAAUGCUAGUAUAUUUCUAGCAUGUUUUAACACAUUGCUAGUAUGUUUAUAGCAUGUUGCUAAUAAUACGCUAGCAUGUUUUAGCACAUCGCUAACAAUUUUGCAUGUUUCGAGCACACAUUACUAGCAUAUUUUAGCACAAUGCUGGUGUUUUUAACAUGUUUAAGCAUGUUUCUAUCAUGACUUAGCAUGUUGUUAGCAUCCUUUUAGCAUGUUUUAACUUGUUAGCACAUUGUUAGCAUGUUUUAUCACAUGACUAGCAUAAUUUAACACAAUACUAGUAUGUUUCUAGCAUGUCUUAACAUGUUGCUAGCAUGUUUUGUCAUGCUACUGGCCUUUUAUAGCAUAUUGCUAACAUGAUUUGGGGUUUAAGCCUGGAAAAUAUCUAUAGUUUCACACUGAGCUAAUAGAGACGAUGAAAAAUCUUCGUAAUCUUAGAAAAAACAGUGUGUCAGAGCUGAGAACUGGUUCCUGCUGUCCUUCCCAAAGUUCCCAGCUUGAGAAACCUCUCACAUCCCUCUCGCACCUAAACUCAAACACACAUAGGUGUCUGUUUGCAUUCCUGAUGCCCCGUGUCACUGGAUUUCUCCAUCGUUCCCGAGUGACGCCACACUCAGAAUAAACCCUUUUCCCGCAGACAUGCUCUCAAUCUUGCUGGUCGAGUGUGCGGGAAUGGCCUGAAACUGUUGUGCAGACUUAAUCUGUUAAUCUCUCAUUUAGUCUUUUUUUUUAUUAUUUUAGUUAGCUUUUUUAUCUUAUAUUUAUAUUUUAUUUUAUUUCAGCUUUAUUUAAAUUACCAAAAAAGUAUAUUUAAUAGUUUUAGUUAGCAACAACAACACUGUUUCAGUAUUAUGCUGUUGUAUGUUAAAUCCUUGUGAUAUUAAAGAUGUAUUUUUAGAAUUUUUAAAACUCAUUUCCUCCUUUUUCUUUGUGUAUGUGUGUAUUAGCUUAUCACUUUCUGAUAACAGCCAACUUUAAUAAUUCAUGACAGUCUCUGACAGGUCUGGUUAGUUUUAUCUGUCUUCCUCUCAACAGUCGUCCAUUUUGCUUUGUGUGUGUGAGACUGGAAUGUGUGUGUUAUCUGAGGUCAGCGGCCACGUUCCUCCCUGUGUGUGUGUGUCAGGUGAUGGAGCGUGAUGUAGGUGUGCGUGUGCGUGUGAGGGGUCGGGUCAGGGGUCAUGGCCUGUAAAUGUUUAGGAUGGCGUGCAAUUGGAGGGUCAGAGCUCAGCACGAGUCAUUACACAUCUGAUCUGUAACACACACCAUCACAAAUAAACAUGUCUGUACAUAGAACUCCUGACACAACACAACACCUCAAGUUUUUACACAGAUUAUAUUUCUACUGUUUUUACGUGUCUUUAUGUGUCCAAAUUGCCUUUUUAAUUAUUUUUUUACCAUACUAAUUUGAAUAUUAGUAUGUUUUUAUUAAUCAUUUACAAUUAGUGUUAAGAAUAUAUAGCCUGAAUAUACACUGAACCAAACACUAUAAUAACAUCUUGAUAAUUCAAUAUACUUUAUUUUUGACAAAACAUCCAUGUUUCGCUCAUGACUGCAGUUUCAGUAGUGACAGUAAUGUGUUGGUAGCGACCUCAUCACAUUACAGAAUUUUAAACAUAUUAAAAUACAAAUGAUUUGCAUAACUGUACUAAAAUUUUGUUUAUUUCCCCCAAAUAAAUGAUUAUGUGUUCCCUUUUGUCACUACCAAAACAAUGAUGUCACUACCGAAACGUGGUGAAGUUUCGGUACUGACAAUUUUAGAUACUUUUGAGCCUAGCUCAAAGAUGCUAAUCAGCACAUGGUUAGCUAGCACACUUCUGAACAGUUGUACACAUAUAAAAACUACAUUUUAUUGAAUAACAAAGAUGUCACAACCGAAACUUCACCACGUGUUUCAGUCAUGACUGUUUUGGUAGUGACGAUUUUCGAUACUUUUGAGCCUAUCUUAAAGAUGCUAAUCAGCAUGGUUAGCUAACACAGUUCUUAACAGUUGUACACACACAAAAACUAAAUUUAAUGGAAUAACACCCAAAAAGGUUUGCUUAAUUGCAGAAAAAAAAGGUGUUUGGUAGUGACGUUCCUUAAAGUUACACACAGAUUUUCUCAAAAUGAUGGACCUAGUAUCUACUAUGAAAGAGAGGCUAUGAGAGGGAGGGAGGCUGCAGGACUAAUGGACUAAAACUACACUGUUUCGGUAGUGACAUGAAAAUGGGGGAAACUUUUUUUUUUUUCUUUACAUAAAGUUUCAUGAUUAAAAAAAAAAAAUAUAUAUAUAUAUAUAUAAUUUUUUUUUUUUUUUUUAACUUUUUUUUAAAAAUAUAUUUUUUAAAAACAACAACUGAAAAAAA